Molecule: messenger RNA, 1939 nt
Organism: Punica granatum (pomegranate)
Lineage: Eukaryota; Viridiplantae; Streptophyta; Magnoliopsida; Myrtales; Lythraceae
Source: RefSeq, a predicted model, not a curated record
ACGAUAUUUGCCAUAUCUGCUCUUAUCUGUAAGCGAAGAAGAGUAAUGGGGACGCCGACGAUUAACCAGGUGGACAGUGACAAAGCUCCAGUUUGUGGGGUUCUUCCAAAUCUUGUCGGAAAAUACGUCCCAAGACAAUAACUUCAGGAUCGGAACAGAUUCCCCGCAAAACCCCGUCAUCCAUAUCGCAACCAAGAACUCUUCUCCUUCUCCUUUUCCAUCGGAAAUUGGAAGUGUUUGCUCGAGAAAUUCCCUGCAAGGCAGUAAAAAGACAGUAGUAUGGGGGAAGAGGAGCUGAGAUUCGACAGGUGGGGCUAUGGGGUCAGGACAUCUUCUGAUGACUGCAUCGCUGCAAUUAACGCCUACUAUCACCAGGUGUUGAGCUAUGGGAGAGAGAGGAAAGUGAUUCUCGAGGCAGUAAAGCACGAUGAGGGCUGUGUGUUAGCUAAUGUUUUGGCGGCUCAUUUCCUCUCUUCUUCUGAUCCUUCCCGCGUCUCCUCUUGCCUGGAAUCUGCAAAGUCUCGCCUUGGGCAAGCUACUGCCUAUGAGACGGCAGUUUUUGAUGCUGUCAGCAGCUUGAUUACAGAGAACGGAGACGAUGAUGUAGCUUUUGAUUUGCAUUAUAAGCUCUUGAAAGAUUUCCCGAGAGAUUUGGCAUCUCUGAAGAGAGCUCAAGUUUUCUGCUUCUACAUUGGCCGAUCGGAUCUUGCUCUUGAUCUUGUUGAACAGGUUUUGCCCGUUAAUCAGCAAGAGGAUUAUGUCUAUGGAAUGCUUGCUUUCUUUUUGCUCGAGCUCGGUCGAAUGGCAGAUGCUGAGAAAGCUGCCAGGAAGGGAUUCGAGAUAAAUGAGAAAGACUGUUGGGCACAGCAUGCUCUUUGCCAUGUUCUUCAGUUCGAGUGCCGAUUUAAAGAAGCAGUUGAGUUUAUGAAACAAUGUUCAGCAUCAUGGAGCUCUUGUUCUUCAUUCAUGAUAACACACAACUGGUGGCACAUAGCACUCUGUUACUUGGAAGGACAUGCCCCAAUCACCCAAGUCCUCGGGAUAUAUGACAAUCAAAUAAUGAAGGAAUUGGAAAGACCAGAUGCUGUUUGCGCAGAGGUUUAUUUGAAUGCUCUAGGUCUGCUUUUGCGGGUACAUGUGCGGGGGCAUGUAAGCGCCUCUGAGGAUCGUCUGAAAACUUUAGCCAAGCAAUUAAUCAAUCAAACCUACUGGCACAUCGAGUGGCAUCUCGAUUUGUUAUGUUUAUGGGCGUUGGCUUGUGUGGGAGAGGUUUCUAAAGCAGAAGAAUUGUUGGGUGGGUUGAAAUCAAGAUUUUCUAUGAUGACCAAGAAGAAGCAAAUAACGAUGCAAAAAGGAAUAGUGCUUGCAGAAGCAAUGUUGGAGUAUGGGAAAGGUAACUCGGAGAGAGCACUUGAAUUGCUGGGGCCAGAUUUUGAUGCCUAUUAUUGUAAGACGAUUGGAGCAUCUGAUGAGCAGCUCGACGUGUUCAACGAAGUUUGGUAUGUCAUGCUGUUAAAUACUGGGCAAGUCGAGAAGGCGAUUGAAGUGAUGGAAAGUCGGGUCAAGAAGAGGGAGGGCGCCCCUUUCCUGUGGCAAUUACUGGAGAGAGGAUAUAAGCUCCUGGGCAAGCCCGAAGCUACAAGUUUAAGCGAGAAGGUCCGGGCCUUGGAGAAUGCAUACUUCGAGCAACUCCCCACACAUAUUUCUGUUUGAGUUGCAUAGCAUUAGGCCGCUGAGGUAAUAAGAGGUGAAGUUUUAUUGCAUCAUGGACCAGAAUCCGAGUGGUUUUGUCGAGAACCCGAGUGGUUUUGUCUGAGUAAACCACCGAGUUGUAUGUCUCCUUUGUACUUGAAAGAGGUGGUGUAAAUGACUCUGAAUAAAGAUGAAUAGAGAUAAAGAUACAUAUGUUUUAUCCUUUCGGGUAAUCGAUUCACUCUGG